Molecule: messenger RNA, 3334 nt
Organism: Fimicolochytrium jonesii
Lineage: Eukaryota; Fungi; Chytridiomycota; Chytridiomycetes; Spizellomycetales; Powellomycetaceae
Exons: 14
Coding region: 184-2868 (894 amino acids)
Biological process (GO): regulation of DNA-templated transcription
Cellular component (GO): nucleus; chromosome; chromatin
Molecular function (GO): protein binding; histone H3K36 methyltransferase activity
Source: RefSeq, a predicted model, not a curated record
GUCACGUGAGCUGCCACAAGGGUGCGGGCUUGGGUAUAGGCCCAGGAAGCACCCCUUGUGAAUGUGGGGUCCCCUCAAGAGCAAAGCCGACAGACAGGAAGACCCCUUCACCAAGCAGAUACAUACGCCGUCGGCCCGAGAAGGACCAGUUCAAGCGGAAGAGAGGACUUUGGACAGCGGUGCAUGGGUGGAGUUUUGUCUCAGCCAAGAACGUGCGCAGCGGAAUUGGAAUUCGACAGAGGGGGCGACCGGGGAGCUGUGCGAAACUGCGGAUCCGCUACCGAAGCUAUGAUCGACUCAGAUAGGUUCAGCAACGGGUUAGGAGCUUGGGAAGGCGACGAGGGUAUACAUCGGGUGGCCGUGACGGACAGCCUAUCGAAAAACGUUGCAUUUCCACGAACGAAUGGGACCCAUGUCGACGGCGGGCCCUCCACCUCCGACACUUCCCCACCGCCGCCAAGGCCACCGAAAUCGAAGCGAGGGUCCGUGUCGGCCAAUGACAGGCAGAUAUUUUGCAGUCCGGACAUCUACGACCGGGUUAUGGAGGUGUAUACGCAUAUCGUGGAGAAUGAAUAUAAGGGUGGAGCGAAUGGGAGGACGCCGACUGAGGAAUACAUGGUUUGCGACUGUACCUACGAACCAGGCCAAGAUAUGCAACAUCAAGCAUGCGGAUAUGACGCAAAUUGCAUAAAUCGCGAGCUAUACAUAGAGUGUGUCGCCGAUUCUUGUCCGGCCGGGCAGUACUGUCAGAACCAAAAGUUUCAGAAGCGUCAGUAUGCCCCUAUGGAAAUCUUCGAGACGGCCAAGAAGGGAUUUGGACUUCGCGCCACUGCACCCAUACGGGCGGGUUCCUUUGUGAUCGAGUACUGUGGCGAAGUCAUUACAUCGACGAUGUUCAAGAAGCGAACGCAGGAGUACGAUAAGGAGGGAGUGAAGCAUUUCUAUUUCAUGAGCUUGAAGGCGAACGAGUUCAUAGACGCAGGUCGAAAGGGCAACGUGUCUCGGUUCAUGAAUCACAGCUGCGAUCCAAACUGCGCGUUGCAUAAAUGGAUUGUUGGGGAGCGCUGGCGGAUCGGGAUGUUUACGUUAAAGGACAUUGCGGUUGGAGAGGAAUUCACGUUCGAUUACAAGUUCAAGAGAUACGGAGCGAAAGCGCAAUCCUGCUACUGCGGAUCAUCGAAUUGCUCUGGCUUUAUCGGAGGAAAGCAAGCUGAUGAGCUGGCGAUAGGGCAGAUUGCUGAUGAGGGCGGAGAUCUUGAAGACGACACUAUUGAGACAGCGAAGGCAAAUCGUCGUCCCAAGAAGGGAGGAGAUGAUUCGGACUAUGAGGGCGAUCUUGAUGCGAGAGCGGCGUCCGUUAGAGUGCAUACCAUGGAUGAUCUCAAGGUGUUAAUGCGCGCCCUUGUGCGGAACGUCAGUAACAGAAACCGACUUAUCGGAUUUCUGGAUGCUGUGGAGAGCCUCGAUGCCAACUUUCAAAGGCGCUUCAUAUGGAUCCGAGGGCUCACGGUACUCAAGUGGUGCCUAGACAGUUACAUUGGGCAAUCGGAGGAGAUCCCCAUCCAGGUUUUGAGAAUCUUGCGAGCGCUUCCUGUUGCUACGAGGAACGAGAAGCUGGAAGCGUGCAUUGUAAAAACCGCUGCGUUGCCGAACGUAGACAUAUCAACUGCAGCGAAAGAGCUGCUGGAGAAGUGGUCCACCUUGGAGAAAGCCUAUAAGAUCCCGAAGCGAGCCGUGCCAUUGCAGGCCACUGGAAACACGGAAGUUCCGAAGGACAGUAUUGCAAUACCGGAUGCCACCAACAGCAUACCCAAACGUUCCUACGAUGAGCAUGACGCGCGAAGGCCACCGGGCUCACCUCCAUCGAAAAGAUACAGAAAGGACGAACCAGUCAUCAAACAGGAAGAGCCAAAUCGGACACAGUUGGAAGACUCCAUACGCAGGCAUGACUAUCGGUCACAGCCCUCUUACUCAUCAUUACCAGGCCGCGAGAGCAUUGGGCCGCCAAGGCAUGGUGUUUAUCCCGAGCGAAGCGGAAGCUGGUCCUCAUCCAGCGCCCAGAUUGACGAAUAUCGCAGAUACCCCGAGCCCCACCGACCCGAGAUUCAUCGAGUGGAGCACUCCCGCGAUUACUCGUACCACAGCAACGAAACAUCCUACAGACCGUCAAGAUCCGAGUCGGAUAGCUACCAUUCAUAUGCACCGUCCAGGGAAGCAUACCGGAACGAAGACCCACGCGACCGCGAUCGGGACAGGGACCGGUACCGGGAACGGGAACGUGACCGCGACCGUGAUGAUCGACGACCACCACCUCCACCCUCCUUUGAUCCCGACAGUGCGCCGCCACUGCCGGCGGGGUGGAGCAGCACCAUCACCCCUGAGGGCGUUAUUUACUACUACGAUAUCAACAAUAAGACGCAGUGGGAAUUUCCGACGGCCCAAGCGAUUCCGAUUGAAGAAUUGCACAACGGGAUACCAGCGUCGCCAUCACAACCUACAGACAGUGCGCAUUCGCAUAGUCCGCCCCAGAGUGUGCUUGUAGAGCAACUCAAGCAUGGGGCCGGCGGGAGCUCCUUCUCUUCAUCGACCGAUUACCCGAAGAAAAGAAAACAAGCGGUUACUGCUUACGUCGUCAAAGUACUCUCAAGCCAUGACCUUCCACCAGAGAUCUUCAAAGAGCGAGCGAAGCAGAUUACUCGAGCGCUGGUUGAGAAGGAGAUAAAGCACGGCCAUUCGGCGCGCGACACCCUCUCUGAGAAGACGAAGGCGGGUAUCUCGGAGUACGUGAAGGGCUACUGCAAACGUCAUAAUUAUGCGCGCAAGACAAAGUCCAGUCGCAGUCGCGAUGCCGAUCCCGAGAUGCAGUAAAAUCGCCAAUCGGAACAACCUGCUACGCUCUUCGUGGGACUUUGCACGGCGAAUACUGCGGACUGUGACACAUAACUCCUCGACACACUCUCUUCCACAAAACCACCAUUUUGGUCCAUUUUAGAAUUAUGCGCGUCUCUCCUAUCGUGUAUCUUACUGGUUUGCCUUGGAGGCCUCACGACUCCUCGACUCCUCGCGCCAACCUACAUCGUCACCUACCCGAAUCCUGCCCCCCACUGUUUCGCAUUGCCCUCAUUUCAUGCGUUUGCUGUAUAUAUUUAUCCUCUCCUAGCGUUCGUAUACUUGCGGAGGGUAGGACCACUUCGGUGCAGGUGUUUGCGACUGCGGAAGAAAGUGACGGCGGCACACUGUAGUAAAUUGGGGCUAGAAGCUACGUUCUUCCUUGUACAUAUCGUAGGCGGUGAAUGAAUGUGUGGCAAAUCGCCAUUUUGGACGGUCGGAAGCA